AGAUGAUGGUGCGUCCAUCGAGACGAGCUCAUCUUCGGGAUCAUCGUCGAACAAAAAGAGCCUGAGAGGCAUCCUAAAACACAAAUCCUCUGCAUCGAGCAUAACCUGGAGCCCAGAGCAUGACAAGGCUGGCGCGAGCAUCAGCAUGAACGGUGCUGAAACGCCAGUAUGGAAGGCCAGUAUCGCCAUCCGGGCCAAACCUUCUGUCGUCAACCGGGAACCCAGACCUAGCCGCAGUCUGUCCAGAGUUGCGAAAGCGGCGAGGCGAGCGGCUGAUCGAAGUUCGUCCACGAAGCGUCAGGCAGCGCUACCUCCGGAGCUGAAGAUGACGAAGCUUGAGCGUGCGCCAGCCAAUCUUGUAGAGAGUCCGCACGAGCAGGAGGAGGCCGCAAAGGAGAGGAAGGAUAGUCGGAGGGAGUCCGGUCCAAUGGAGGAGGGAGAGCACGGAAAAGCUCAAUGUGUGAUUUUCACCGACGGAGAAGAUGCCGGCACUUCCGGUGACCGCCGUCCUGAUGUCUCCCGUAUACCAACCAGUAUUUGCAAAGGCAAGCAGCCAGCGAGCACCGCCAGAACGCCAGUCAGUCCUCGCGGGUUCCAAGAGCCAUCAUUUCCACCCUCACCUUCGGAUGAGGGACGUUCGCAAGGACAGAGGACGAGAACCAGUCCGGACAGAAAGGCGGAACACAUCAGAGAACUCGGCUUCGAGCCCACGGAGACCGAAGGCGUAUACCUCCGCGCCUCACCCGAGAAGCCUGACCAUUCGGUGGAGAGGCCUUCCGUUAGCGAGAUGCAGCGCAGAAUGAGGGAGUAUAUGAUCGCUCAUAGUCGACAGAUUGUGGAGAAGGAGCCCGAUGGAAGACGUCGAGCCUCACUCAUUCCAGCCGGGUGUGAGACUGCUCCCUCGCCAAAGGGAGAGGAGGACCAUGGGAAGCUAGCCAUAACGUUGACAGGGGCCAGAUAUCCGCCCGAUAUAGGAAGUGCUCCUAAUGGCCUUCCGCCACCGAACGAGGAUAGUCGCAACGUCAGCGCCGGCUCCGAUGGCGGGUUCACGGGACGUUCGGCGGGCAAGAUCCUGCCAGGAGAGUCCUGCCGCUCGCCUGAACACGCGGCAUCCUCCCAACGGCGUGGGAGUGGCAGAGCGGGCUAUGAAAACUUCACGCCAUUCUGCGCAGGUAAUGAGAUUGGUAUGUCGGUAUCGUCAGGCAAGCCAAUAGCUGCUGCAGUACCGCCUCAAGUGCCGCCAAGACCGAAGCGGGAAGGCGGGAGUGGUGAAGUAAGGGUGAAUAUGGGUGCGGCGGAGCAGGACGCGCUGCACCACGACGACGGCACGGUUGUGCAGUUGGUGGAGGGGCGGCGGACGGAGCAAGGUGAGUCGGAGCGCGUGCUUGUCGUGACCCCGGGCAGGCAGGGCAGUCAGGCCUUCGGCUUGGCGCCCGGUAGCGGGCGGCAGGAGUACCGCUUUCCUGGCGCUCCCAGCGGCGUUGUCGGCGGAGAGAGGGCGGUGGGUGGGACGGCAGCGGAUGGACGUGGCGAUGGCGUUGGGAGUGUGGGCGCGGCAGUGAGUAAAGAGGAGGAAGUUCUGCGUGUGCCGCCACCAAGUCCGACACUCCCACCUCGGGAGCUUGGAGAAGAGGUUGAGGAGAUGGCGAUGAUGAUGCUUUCGCGGCAUGAGAGGCGGGAGCGUAGGCGGGAAAGGUGGGGAAGGAGCGAGGAGAGGGAAGGCUCGAGGGACCGUCACCGCCAGACUCGCAGCCGCAGUCGUAGCAAGACUCCAAAGCCACCGAAGAAUAGGAUUCCGACGCCCAUGCCGCGAGCACUCCCCAGCACCGCGAUGGCCAGACCAGUAGCAGAAGAGGGAGAGGAAGAGGAAGAGAUGGCGGAUAGAACCUACAUCCGAGACUACGCGGAGAACACCAGCGAUGCCUUCUACACCACCAACGACAUGCUGAGGGCGAAGGUCUUCUUACCCAUGCCGAGAGCGACGCGCGACAUGGCUAGUGCGGCACGUCGUCAAGCUCGCCUGGACAAGUACGGAGACGUAGCAUGGGAGGCUCGUGCGGUCUUGCCAGACGGUAGUGGCUAUCCAGCUAUGCAGAGGCAUCUGGAUGAGAAGCAGAUCAAGGCGUACAAGGAGAGCGUGGAGAAGAGGCAGCAGGAGAACGUGAAGAAGUAUGGCGGAUACCUCGUCUACGGCCCGGCUGGUGGCGUCGUCAGAGUCACCGAGGAAGGGCAGCGCGUUGGUGGCGAGCUGUUGGUGAAGGCGGAAGAGGAGAAAGAGCGUGAGGAAGCGAGGAAGAACGUCGAAGCGAUUGCCGCAUUGGACGCUAUCGACUACAACAGCGACACGGACACUGACGAGUUGCUGGCCAAGAUCAAGGCUGCGUCGUUGAUCGAUCCCAACUCUACCUUACUCAGCCCGGACCGGGAAAUCUACGACCCUGUUAACGCGGAGGCGGAGAAGAAGAAGGACGAAGACGCCAAAGCGUCGCUCGACAGUCCGCGCUCUGACAGCCCGGUGUCCGCGAUUUACGACCCUGCCGGUGCCGAGGCGAAGAAGCAGUGAAGCGAAGAGCAACCAUGGCACAACAGAAUGGCGGCGGAAUGAACCCCAAUGCAGCAGCAAUGUACGGUAACAGUGCUGUGAUGCCCUCAGCAGGACAUUAUGCGGACAUGCAAACGGUGAUGCAGCAUAUGGAGACUCUGGCGGGCUGGCUGCAGCAGAACCGUGAGGAAUGGGCAGGUUUGCAAGAAAGCAUUGCAAGGCAGGAGCGGAUGGGAGUACUGCAGCACCAGCAGGAUCGUUCCUUACCCGCGCACAGUGAGCGGGCGCUGUUGACGAAUGGAGAUAG
This is a messenger RNA of Baudoinia panamericana UAMH 10762, 2849 nucleotides long. RefSeq lists its product as uncharacterized. The record is from RefSeq and is a predicted model, not a curated record. The transcript has 5 exons. Lineage: Eukaryota; Fungi; Ascomycota; Dothideomycetes; Mycosphaerellales; Teratosphaeriaceae. Bases 146 to 2563 code for a protein of 805 amino acids.